GGCGCAGCGCGGAGUUCGGAGGCGGCAGCGGCAGCGACAGAAGCAGCCGCCUCAGCAAUAGAUCAGGCGAGCCCGUCCCGUCGGUGAGCCCGCCUGUCUGCGCCAUGGAACCUGAGCCGGUUGAAGAAUGCGUCCAGAGUACGCUGGCUGCCUUGUACCCCCCCUUCGAAGCCACUGCCCCCACCCUGCUGAGCCAGGUCUUCGAGGUGCUGGAGCGGACGUACCAGCACGACGCCCUGCGCUACACCCUCGACUUCCUUGUUCCUGCCAAGCACAUCCUGGCUCGCAUCCAGAGUGAAGCCUGUGCUCAGUAUAGUGGCUUUGUGUUCUGCCACGAGGGUUGGCCACUGUGCCUCCGUGAGAAGGUCCUAGUGCAGCUGGGCUCUCUGCCCUGGCAGCACCUCUGCCCUGGCGAUUUCUACCUGCAAGUGGUGCCUCACCGGGAGUGCUCUCCGCGUCUGGUGCUGAAAUGUCUGUCCCCAGAGGGACGUGGCGUCCAGGAGCUGCCCGUGUCCUCUGACUCCUACCCAUUCCUUUUCACCGUCGAGUGGCUCAAUGGCAUCAACAAGGAACGCCGAGCGGGGCGCCUGGAGCGUUGCCUCCUGGCUGCUGGAGAGAAGGUGCUGAGCCUGCCCUGGCCGGAACUGGUCUAUCCCCAGUUUGUGCACAAGGACGGGUUCAUUGUGGGCCAGCGGUGCCCUGCGGAUUUGCCUCCUGAGGUCCUGGGGGCCCGGAGCCCUGGAGACGGGCGCCAUUCCGGCGGCGAGAACCGGGAGUCCGAGGGGGAAUACGUUCACCUCCUGGAGGUCAGCCCCACCCUGCACCAAGCCCCCAGGAUCCCACAGCCUUGUGGUACCCAAAUCCAGACAAUGCCUACUCGCAAGGGGCACAAUAAGAGCAGGAGCCGGCGCCAUCGGGCCUGGCUCCACCACAAGUCUGGGUGUGGGGAGAACUUUGCCUUGCGCCAGGCCUGCAAAACCCAGGAGGCGGAGAGGUGCAGCCGAGAAAGCAGCGCUCGGGGGGAUAGGGUUGAGCAGCAGAGAGGAAAUCCUAGCCUAGUCCUGGGUCUAGCAUCAGAAGCCUCUCAGGAAGUGGUGAGCUUGAGUCCUGGGCAACUAGAGCAAAACCAGAGCCCCUCUGGAACUGAGGCACGGGCGGCCAUUUUUGGUGUUGGUGCUACUGCUGCUGCCGCCACUGAGGACACAGGACCAGGGAAAUCGGAAGUGCCAGGAACUGUCCACCACGAUCCUUCUCGUUCCAAGGAGGACAGCAAUGAGAACCACUCUCCGGCUGCAGCCACACCAAAACGCACCGCCAAGGGAAACCGCAGGAAGAAAAAGGGGGCCGGGAGAGGAGGCGGCGGACGAAUUAGACAGGGGGGCGAUUUGGCUAGCAAAGAAGCAGCAGCUUCUACUGAUAUAAAAGAGCCCAGGAAAGAGGAAAUUUCUGUUGGUACAAGGGAACAGGAUUCGAGGAAUGCAGAAGCCGUAAUUAGCACCCAAGAGCAAGCAGCUAGCAUCGAGGACUGCUGUGUCAGCAUCGCAGUUUGCAACAGCACCCAGGAGAGAAGUAGCGUCCCAGGGGAUCGAAGCCUUGUCGCUGGAGAGGAGGUUGUCAGUGCCAGUGAGUUGGCUGCUGGCACUGGAGAAUGUACUGUUGACACCAGGGAGCCAGAGGGUGAUGCAGAAAAGUGCUCUCUUUCUGUCGGUGAUGGUGGCAUUGGCACCAGUGGAAGGGGCAUUGGCAGAGAAGGCCCGAGCCUUAUUGCCGAAGAUCCAGCUGCUUCUGCUGAGGCUGACGGACCUGCAGUUGGCAGAGAGGAGCAGAGCAUCAGCCUCCCAGGGCAAGGGUUCGAUGGUACUGAAGGGCCUUGUGUGGGAGAACAGGGCCUCCCCAUGAGGACCGAAGAAGCGGCGUUGAUCCCCUUGCCAAAGAAGAAGGAGCCAAGUGCUGAUGGCAGAGAGGGAGCCCUAAGUACUGCAGCUGAGCAGAGUGCAGAGGAAGCACAGAAUUCCCCUCACCUUGCUGCAGUUCAUCUCGGGCAGGCUGUAGACUGGGCGCUUGUGCUAUCGGGUGUCUUUGCUCUAACAGGAGGAAUGGACAGGUCAGGACGGCCCUUGCUAAUUGUGGUGCCUCAGCCUCUUCGGGAUGAGCUGCCACCAGGACAAACUGAUCUAGUCAAUACCAUGAGAUACCUGUACUCCCUUCUCAGGCAAGAGCUGAAGGCCCGUGGGUUGACAGUAUUGUUGGACCUGAGCCAGGUGGAUGACUGGGCCCUCCAGGCCCCUGUGCUGCUGCCGGCCAUUAGGACAUUCCAGGAGAGUUCUCCAGCCCCCAUCCGUCAGCUGCUGGUGAUAUUGCCACCCGAUGACCGUUUUGUACCCCAUGAAGAGGAGCUGGUUUUGGAACCUGCUGCGGAGGUCAGAGUUCUCUCUCUUCCUGAACUGCCACAUUAUGUGGCUUUGGACCAGCUGACCCCGAUGCUAGGAGGGACCCUGAACUACUCACCAUGCAAAUGGGUUGAGGAACACCAGGCUCUUGAGCAACUGCAGUCUCUCUGUCGUAGUGUCCUACAGGCUGUGUGCGAGGCCAGUGCCCACCUUGAAGCAGUGGGAACAGCGUCAAGUCAAGAGGAACUGUCGGCCCAGAUCACCUUGCACCAAGAGACCAUGCAGAAGCUCCUCUCAGAGCCGCGCCUGCUGGAGCUCCAGCGCCGUGGGGGGGCCUUGCUGGCACGGCUGCCCCCCCUGGGGCCCUGCAGCACAGAGGCUGUGGCUGCCACCAGGCUCUACCAAGAAGUGGAUGAGGCCCUUCAUAGGCUGGUCCAGCUCAGCAACCAGCGCCUGGAGGUGCUGCAACAGGAACGGGAAAAUGCACAGGUUCAGGAACAAGCUCUGGAAAAGAAGGCCCAUCUUGAAUCUACUGGCAAUUGUGUGGAAGAGAAAAGGGAAGCAAAGAGGCCUGUUGAAGGGUUGGCUGAGGGGGCAUCACUGGAGAGGACACUGCUGCAGAGCCCCAAGUCCCCAGGGAGGAUGCAGCCCGUGCCAGAAGCUGGCGGUGCCCCACGGCCCCGUGCCUGCAGCAUCAGUGCCUCCUCCUCACCCAAGCAUGGCUGGGGCCUGGGGUCCAGAUUUGGCUCCUCUUGCAGCCUGACCUCCCUCUUCCAGCCGCACCCCAGCCCCAAGGCCUCCCCUUGCUGUUCUCCCACUCGAAGCAGCGUCCUGGAGAGCGGCAAGAAGAGGCAGGGCCUUCCCAGCAGCCCCAAAUCAUCUCUGUCCCCUGUCUCCCAGCUGGCUUUGCGGGCCUUGAGUGACCCUGGCCGCCCCAGUGUGCAUAUCCGCGGCCUGGAGGUGAGCAGCCGCGAGCUGGCAGAUAGGAGCUGUUCUCCCCGUGAACAUGUGCUGCUGAGCCGUAGCGGGACCCACGUUGCAGAAGCACCUUGGGGGGCCACACCUCGCACGGAAAGAAGGCGCUGCCUUGGGGUCCAACAGCAACUUCUGGCUGAGCUGCUGGAGUGUGAGCGGGAGUAUUUGACCGCCCUUGCCCAGCCCCUCUCUCUCUCCCAAGAACCUGGGGGACAGGCCUGGCCGGCUGAACUGAGGUGCUUGGGCAGUGCUCUCCGUGCCCUGCGGGACCAAUUGCUGGCUUUCCACACCAACUACUUCCUUGGCGAGUUAGAGGGGUGCAUGAACCACCCGUCACGUGCUGGGGGCUGCUUCCUGCGACAUGGAGAGAAGCUUCAACUUUAUGCCACGUAUGCCAAAGAGCACCAUAAAUUCCAGGCUGCCCUGGCUUUGCUUCGAACCACCAGCAAGAAGAGCCCGGCAGAGCUGCGCGAGGACGGGCAAACGGCGCACACGUUGCGUGUGCCCCUGGAGCAGCUGGAGCGGUAUCGGCGCUUCCUGGGUGAGCUGCUGCGCGAAUGUGAGCUGGAGCGGGGGCCUGACCGCCAAGCCCUGCAGGAGGCCCAGCAGCUGCUGGAGGCCCAGGAGCAGCGAGGCAGGGACCUGCUGGCCGCAGAGCAGAUCCGGGGCUGCGAGAUGAAACUAUCGGAACAAGGGCCGCUGCUGCAGCGUGGCGAGCUCACCGUGGUGUGUGGGCGCCGUAAGUGCCAGCGGCAUGUCUUCCUCUUUGAGCGGCUGCUGCUCUUCACCAAGUGCAAGGGACCGGAGGGCGGCUACGUCUGCAAACAGGCCUUGCAGACAGCAUCCAUGGGGUUGACAGAGAGUGUGGGGCCUAGUGGGCUACGCUUUGAGCUAUGGUUUGGACGUGGACCAGGCCGACAGGCCUACACACUGCAGGCAGCCUCUGCUGAAGUUAAGCAUCAAUGGACAAAUGUUAUAGCCCAACUGCUAUGGAGACAGGCUGCUCAUCCGUCUGUCUCGAUGAGCAUAUCCUCCUGCCCUGCCCAGCGCCUGGCCCCUCUCGGCCUUGGGCCUGGGGCGCCUCCUGGGCUGUCGUUACCCGGCCACUUUGAGGAAGAGGAAUGGGACCUGGAUGUCAAGCCCAUCCCAAGGGCCGAGACGUCUGAGUCCGAUGGACCCUCCCCAAGCCACCAAGAGCUACCUAGGCAAGGAAGAGGAUCAUUGCCCGGCAGCAGCACUGCUCUGGGGCACCCCCAGUCGAGCUCUGGCGUUGCCGACGAACCAGUGACCCCACUCUGAGGCCAUGGCGGCCAGCAUUGGGUGUGGAGUCUACACCGGAAGCUGUUCUCCCCAGGCAGCCGUGGAAGGCAGGACUCAAACCCCAGGAACUCUGGGAACAGAACUGUCUGAGCUCCACCAAACCUUGGAGAAGGGGCAUGAAUGGGCACUAAUGUCAAGCAGUCCUAUGACCUGCUCCUAACAAGACUCCUGAUGGCUGUCCCAUUCACUCCCCUCUACUAUCAUCCCACAGGAACAGCCAGCCAUGGGCUGCAGUCUACCUUGAGAUGGCUCUGCCCUAUCCCUGGCAGUACCCAUCCAGUGCCUUUUCCACCAUUUUUUUGGGCUGCAAAAUACUGGAGAUUCUUGACCAAGCUGAUGUGGUUGGUAGUGAAAUAGUUGUGUAUUAGGCAAGGAAGGCCAAACAAAUGAGCUCUGGGCUGACCCAAACUAAAGUGCAGACUAGGAGGAAACUCAGUGGAGUCACUGAUCGAGUGGGGUGGUUUCCAGACAGUGUUGAACUACUCAUUUGCCUGGUGCCCUACCUCUGAUCACAGCUUCAGUCUCUUGCCCAAUUGGUAUUCUGAUCAUUUUGAUGGGAGAUGGAAGGAAGAAUCUGGGCUGCACUUGCUAGGCAACUACAGUAUGCACUCCCCAAACCAUGUCCAGGUUAGCCCAAGAGGAAAAGGAGAAGAAAGAUGGGUCUGGAUUGCAUGGUGAAUUACUGUAGGACACAAAACCACCUUCAUCCAGAGAGGGAGUUCAGAGGCAGGCCCAGCCAAGAGGAAAGGCAUGAUACAGCAAUAUACAUAAUGUUAUGGAGGUUCACAUAAUACAGCUCUUCUAGUACCACUUUAGAUUGCAGAUGGGUAGCGUGUUUGCAUACCCCCACAUAAAGAAAACUAGUAUGCCAAGAAGGGUUCUAACUUAAUUCAUCUCCCUGGUGUGCUGUUUUAUUAAAAUAUGUAAAGAGUUUUGACAAGUAAGAAUACUUGGUCAAGUUUACUUCCCCACACUCAUGUUUGCAGUCUGAGGACAGAAUCCAAAGAGGGCUGUAUCAUGAUUCUGCUACACCUGGGGAAGUUUCCCCCCUCCCUUGGUUGUUUUUGUUUGUUUUUGAGAUAAGUCUCUGCACACAGUAAUGCUACCACGUUGUUAUGAAUACAGUAAGCCUACAACUUAUGUGGGGGUUACAUUCCAGGGAUCGCAUUUAAAGCCAAAGUCAUGUAUAGUCAAAACACACUUGAGUGCAAUGGUGGGUGGAAUUGCCAAAGUCAUUUUUCCUAGAUGCCUACCCUCUUUCCGCCUCCCUUAAAAACAACAACAAAAUAUUAUUACCAAGUGUGUGAAGCUGAAUGCGCACAAGUUAAAUGUGGUUAAGUUGCAGGCUUACUGUAUGAGGAAAAAGUAAAGUGCAAAAAAACACAGGAGCUGUGAGUGUUUUGCCUCUCUUUUGGAUUACAGUACUUGUUGGAGGUCUGCAAACACCCUUCUGCAAUGUCUGUGACAUUUUAGAAUCUGAACUGUAGGAACUGAUCUCUAACAAAUGGUGCUAUAUUUUGUUAGGUAGCUGAAUAUGUGAUUUUGCUCAUUCAGACUCUUCUGUUGGAUACAAAUAGCCUACCUUUGGUCUGAUUUUGGUAACUUGAGUUGCUCAGCAAACUUACUCUCUUUGGCAGGUCUUGUGCUGGAUUUAAACCUGUGGCCUCUCAUAGAAAUCACACACACUCCUCCUGCCCACAUGAAAAAGGGUUAGUAAACUCACUUGGGUGUAUAGAGACUAAGUUAGUGGCACUUAGUUCCCGUUGAAAUCAGCAGGAGUCGUAACCAACUUUUCACGUUGAUUUCAACAGUGACUUGAGUGCAAAACCACCCUGUGAGCUUCAGAUGAAGGGCAGUAUAGAAAUUUAAUAAAUAAUAAUUAUGAUACUAAGGUAGCCUCAAUCCAACUAACUGUGUGUGGACUAUACUGCUUCAAAAACAAACAUUAAUAGGGAAGCAGAAAAAAAAAUGCAAAAGAUAAGCAGUAAUAAUGGAAGACAUGUUUGUAAUGUCAAAAUGGUGCACAGGCCAGGCAAAGUUCUUGAGAUUUGUAAGGAAACAUAGGAAUUCUUUCACACAGAACACUGAAAGCGGCUGCUAACUACCACCUCUUCUCUCAACCUUUUCAAAUACUGGCCCACCAAUCCUCAUCAGCCCCAUGUAUGUCAAGAGCACUGAUAUAUAUGCCUUUGUCCAACUUGCCACUAUAGAGCUGUGGCUCUAAAACCCCCUCCCUCCAGUUGGAUUGGAAUAAAUGUCUCCAUUUACAACCACUUUUUGAUGAGGCUGGUGCUAGCUUGUGCUUUGACCUAACCACUAAAGUAAAAUAUAAUGCAGAAAAGCAGCUUCAAAUGUGCAAAACAGGCAGAAAUGAGACUAGUUCUUGAAAAAGAGUAUGUACGGUAGUAAAUCUGUGUCUGGGUGUACCACUUGACCAACUAGACAUGAUGGUCCAUGUGUUUAAACACGGAACUGCUCCUGUUAUGUAUGAAAAAGGUGUACAUGUUAAGUUUAACCGCAAAUUGGUCAAUGGGUACAAAUUGCAGAACCCUCCCCUGACUGUGGUUUAUCUCCCUGAAUGCUUGGCAAUCCUAACCCAUUCAAUCCUUUUGCUGUUGAAAACAUGCGCUUCUCACGUUACUGGGCAGCUUCAUGUUUGUACACGGCACUGUCAUCAUCAUAUGUAGCAUCUCGAUUCACAUGCCUGCUAUUCCACGCUAACAUUCCCUGGACACAGAAAACUUGACAUGACAGGAAGAAGGGUAGGCAUUCUCAGAAACUAGUUCUCAAAGCACAGGGAAUUGUAUUUGGAUGAACAUUUAGUCACAUGAGCACCUGCCUGCACCAGAGUGAAGCAGUACAAUCCAUACAUAAGUUUAGCAUACUUGCUAUAUGUGAAGUCUAGCUACUGUAAACUGAUGUGGGUUCAAAAUUCAGGGUAUCAUGGUAGGGGACUGUUUUCACAAUUAGAAGCAUUUUGUGUGUGUGUUCAAAAUCAGAGCUCCAGCCCUGAGUUUUGCGGCAUCUGCAACUCUUUACCUGUGCUAGCCUCAAAUUACCAACAUUGUUUUUAGUGUUAUGAAAUGGAAAAGGUGAGGAAGGGCCAACAGUAAGUUGGAGUUGAGGUUGGUCCUGGGGAAGGUAGAAGCCCAAGUAAAGUAGAAAGUACGGGUACUGCAAGUGUUCCCAUUAAAAGGGUUCUCCAAAUGGCUGCUCUGCUGGCUGGGAAGAUAUGGUGUUCUAGCUAUGCUGGUUCAAAGAAGUAAAAAUUGUGCAAGCUGCACAGAUUGGUUCUUCAGGCACAGGUGUUCACGGGAAAAUUAAAAUAUGAUGGGAACAAACUAAUUUUUAACCCAUUUGAAGAGUAAUUUUUAGCUACUGCUGCCCAUGAACCUAAGCCAUGUAAGGUACUAAGCAAACCCCUUGGGUGUCUGUAAAUUAAUGGUUACCUUUGCCAAACAUGUAAUCUUGUCAAAAUAAUCAGUCGGGUUUGUCUAACAAGACCUUAUUUUAUAUAAAAAGCAUGCUGAACUGUA
Molecule: messenger RNA, 8221 nt
Organism: Lacerta agilis (Sand lizard)
Lineage: Eukaryota; Metazoa; Chordata; Lepidosauria; Squamata; Lacertidae
Gene: ARHGEF40
Product: Rho guanine nucleotide exchange factor 40
Exons: 20
Coding region: 105-4664 (1519 amino acids)
Molecular function (GO): guanyl-nucleotide exchange factor activity
Source: RefSeq, a predicted model, not a curated record